AUGAGUUCCGACGAAGAAGGUGCGACCUGUGAAGAGAACGCUCAGGUGAAAUUUGUAGAGUUACUAGAAAAUUAUAAAGUGGUGCUUCAAAAAUCACAAGUACCCACGAUGAAAAAAGUAAAAGAAGCUGCAUUAAUGAAGUUGGAAGCUGAGUGGCAGGCGUUGAGUGGAAAAGCGAUAGGUGCUGUGCAAGUUGUCGUGCCACCACCGAUAGAGACUGCUGUUUCGGUAGAAGUUAUCUCCUCGGAGUUUCACUCAUCUGUUAUGGUUGUAGAGACCGCAACCGGCUCGCUGUCAAAGAAAAAGAAAAAAGCUUGUCUUCCAGAGACAUCGGAAACACAAAACCUAUCAACGGCUGAAUUACAGAGAUUAGUUUUGUUAGAACAAUUGCAAGUCAUGAGGUUGAAGAAAAGAAAAUUGAUGAGAGAGUUAGCAGAGAAUGAGUCUGAGAAGGAGUUAGUUACAGAACAUGAUAACGUGUAUCCACAGUUAUAAACUACCCCACCGUGCCUUGAGAGUGCGAUAUUUAUGUUGAAAUAUUUGUUCUUCAUUAGUAAAUGUACACAAAAUUUGUAUUCCUUCUUUCAGAU
Messenger RNA from Acanthoscelides obtectus, 590 nucleotides. The record is from the annotation of a GenBank genome assembly. Lineage: Eukaryota; Metazoa; Arthropoda; Insecta; Coleoptera; Chrysomelidae.